This is a messenger RNA of Carassius auratus (goldfish), 1119 nucleotides long. Its product is annotated as tyrosine-protein kinase Lyn-like. NCBI's taxonomy places the organism in Eukaryota, Metazoa, Chordata, Actinopteri, Cypriniformes, Cyprinidae. Gene Ontology annotation, molecular function: protein binding. The record is from RefSeq and is a predicted model, not a curated record. Bases 202 to 1119 code for a protein of 305 amino acids. The transcript is spliced from 8 exons.
GGAAGUUGAAAGAGCAGUGAAAACAGCAGCGUCCAGUCUUGUGUUCCUCAUUCUGUGUUUGUACGAGUCGCUUCAAUGAGAGUUACAAGCGCGCGCUCAUUUCACUCAGAGACUUUUCCUUUUAAAUGAGAGUUAACCACUAUUUCUGACAUUUGACAGGAAACAUGGGUUGUAAAAAAUCCAAGUUGGACGGUGACCGAAAUGGAGGUGUGCUUGAAGGGAACAAACAGCAGCCAAAUAAUCCGACUCCAGGCCUUUUGGCCUGGUCAGGUGUUCCAAAAUAUGGAAGAGAAGGACAAAAUAGCCAUUGCUUUGUAUCAAUAUGACGCCAUUCAUGCUGAUGAUCUGGGCUUUAAAAAAGGAGAGAAGUUAAAAAUUCUUGAAGAGCACGGAGAGUGGUGGAAGGCGAGGUCUUUGACCACAGGAAAGGAAGGAUAUAUUCCAUCAAACUAUGUUGCAGAAGCUGACACUAUGGAAACAGAAGCAUGGUUCUUCAAAGAUAUCACACGGAAGGAUGCAGAGAGGCAACUGCUGGCACCUGCUAACAAACCUGGGUCCUACCUCAUCCGGGAGAGUGAAACCUCAAAAGGAAGUUAUUCACUGUCAGUCAGAGACGUGGACGCUCAGAGGCAGGAUGUUGUUAAGCAUUAUAAAAUCAGAUCGCUGGAUAAUGGAGGCUACUACAUCUCUCCAAAAAUCACAUUCAGUGACAUCAGCAGCAUGAUAAAACAUUACCACAAACAGGCAGAUGGAUUGUGUCGAAAACUAGAGAAACCAUGUGAGAAGCCCAAAGCACAGAAACCUUGGGACAAAGAUGCAUGGGAAAUCUCUAAAGAAUCCAUAAAGAUGGUGAAGAAGCUCGGAGCAGGGCAGUUCGGAGAGGUGUGGAUGGGUGAGUUAAAGAUCUGGAAUUUGCCCCGAAGUCACAAACAUUCAUUUAGCCAUGGAGUGUUUCUCAAUCAGAAGUCCAUUACGUGUUCAGCUUUGCUAAACUACGCCAAAAGUAUUGCUCUCGCUCUCUUCUUUAUGGUCUUGUUAUUCAAAUUCUCUCCGUCUCUAAGAUCCCCCAAGCGCUUGAUCAAAAUCCCCGCUGUUUUAUGGGCUCUUCAGCGGGCUUAG